AUGGUUGAUCAUGCACUAGAGCUGUUUGCCAAGAUGACUGAAAAGGGUGUUCUUGCAAACAUCAUCACUUACAACUCUUUGAUUCAUGGUCUAUGUAACUUUGGUCGAGAGACGGAAGCUACAAAAAUGUUGAUUGAUAUGGAGGAGGAAGGACAAGGAUAUGUAAAAGAUGUAGAGUUUGUUGUACAAGCAAUUGCACGGAGAGGACUACAUCCAAAUGUAAUCACUUAUAAUGCACUAAUUGAUGGAUACUGUUUACGCGGCCAAAUGGAUGAAGCAGAGAAAAUUCUGGAUGGCAUGGUGGAUAAAGAACUUGUGCCCAACAUCAUGACAUAUAACAGCCUGAUAAAUGGAUACCGUAAGAAGAAGAGAAUCCACAAGGCCUGGCGUCUCUUUCAAGAAAUCCAAGACAAGGGUUUGAUUCCUGAUGUUGUUACUUACAGUAGCAUGUUACAAGGUUUGUUUGAAUCUGGGAAUCCUGCAGCUGCUAGAGAACUCUUUAACAAGAUGCAAGUAAAGGGCCAGGUUCCAAAUAUAUGCUCCUAUCGUAUCUUGUUUCAUGGAAUGUGCAAAAACUAUCAGUGUUCUGAUGCAUUGGCUCACUUCUGGUCGUUGGGAAACAAGGAAUCGAUGGAAGAUGUAGGGUUGUAUAAUAUAUUGAUUGAUGGUUGUAGCAAAUGUGGGAACCCUAGCUUGACUAUGGAUCUGUUUGAUUAA
Messenger RNA from Helianthus annuus (common sunflower), 717 nucleotides. Its product is annotated as pentatricopeptide repeat-containing protein At1g62720. The coding region runs from base 1 to 717 and encodes 238 amino acids. The transcript is spliced from 2 exons. NCBI's taxonomy places the organism in Eukaryota, Viridiplantae, Streptophyta, Magnoliopsida, Asterales, Asteraceae. The record is from RefSeq and is a predicted model, not a curated record. Gene Ontology annotation, molecular function: protein binding.